AUGGCACCCAAAAACCGCAUCAUCAUUGACACUGAUCCCGGUGUCGACGAUGUUCUCGCCAUGCUGCUGGCCCUCAGCGCCUCGCCUGAGGAGCUAGAGGUGGUGAUGCUGUCGGUGACUUAUGGCAAUGUCCCGCUGCAGAGGCACAAGGACGGCCGCAGCUGUCUGCGCAAUGUCGUGGCGCUCUUCCAUGUCUUGGAGAAGGAGCUGGCAUGGCGCAGCUCGACUGGCCGGGCUUCCGGUCCGGGUUUUGGAGCGCUUAAAACGUACAAGCCCAUUGUCGCCUUAGGCGCCGAGCACCCGCUGGAGGACGAGCUGCUGAUGGCCGACCAUUUUCACGGUGCCGAUGGUCUGCAUGGCGUGCACGAGGCUCACCCCGAUCUCAGCCCUGCGGACACGUGGAAACAGCUCUUUGCCGAGGAGAGCCAGCACGCCAGCGCGGCCGCGCCUCCGGCCGACACGGCCUCGCUCUCGGCCUUCUUCACGCCGUGCAAGACGGUGGCCCACAAGGAGAUGUUGCGCAUCCUUCGAGAGGAGCCGGCCGACACGAUCACGAUUGUGGCGAUCGGGCCGCUGACCAACGUGGCACUGGCUGCAGCUGAGGACCCAGUGGCGUUUCUGCGGGUCAAGGAGCUCGUCGUCAUGGGCGGCGCCGUUGAUUUUCCGGGCAAUAUCACGCCGUCGGCCGAGUUCAACUGUUAUGCCGACGCGGUGGCGGCUGCUCGCGUCUACGCGCUGACGUCACCAACGCCGGCCUCAACCAUGCCGCCGCUGCUGCACGGCAAGUCCGUGCUGCCGCCGUAUCCGGCCAGCCUGCCGCGGCAGUUGAAGCUGACGCUGUUCCCGCUCGACAUUACGACACCGCACCUGCUCGACGAACCCUUUUUCCACGCGCAGAUCGCGGCGACCGAGCAGGCCGACAGUCCGCUCGCCCGCUGGGUCCGUUCGUUUAUGGACGGUACCUUCCGCAAGAUCGCGUCCAUCGAGGGCGAAGGCGGCGAGCUCGGCCUCUCGCUCCACGACCCCAUGUGCAUCUGGUACAUGCUGCAGCGCGACGACCCGGCUUGGAAGCCCGUGGCUAGGCCCGAGGACAUCCGCGUCGAGACCGUUGGCCAGUGGACUCGUGGCCUGCACGUUGUCGACCGCCGUGGCCGGGACCGGCCCGACGACAAAAACACCAACGUCGCCGCAGCCGCCAUCACGGCCGAGACUGUCCCCGGUGGCGACGACUUGCAGAUCGGCGAGGUUCCUGGCGACGACAUGGGCUGGAUGAGCACCAGAAGAGGCAACCGUAUCAACCGUAUUAUCGGCUCGCCAGGCGUCGACGUCUUUGCAGGGUACCUGAUGAAGAGGAUUUUUGAAUGCUAA
This is a messenger RNA of Grosmannia clavigera kw1407, 1368 nucleotides long. RefSeq names its product inosine-uridine preferring nucleoside hydrolase. Lineage: Eukaryota; Fungi; Ascomycota; Sordariomycetes; Ophiostomatales; Ophiostomataceae. Gene Ontology annotation, biological process: purine nucleoside catabolic process. Gene Ontology annotation, cellular component: cytosol. The transcript is spliced from 5 exons. Gene Ontology annotation, molecular function: purine nucleosidase activity. The coding region runs from base 1 to 1368 and encodes 455 amino acids. The record is from RefSeq and is a predicted model, not a curated record.